Messenger RNA from Amorphotheca resinae ATCC 22711, 389 nucleotides. RefSeq lists its product as hypothetical. The transcript is spliced from 4 exons. The coding region runs from base 67 to 363 and encodes 98 amino acids. Gene Ontology annotation, molecular function: RNA binding. The record is from RefSeq and is a predicted model, not a curated record. Gene Ontology annotation, cellular component: U6 snRNP; precatalytic spliceosome; P-body. NCBI's taxonomy places the organism in Eukaryota, Fungi, Ascomycota, Leotiomycetes, Helotiales, Amorphothecaceae. Gene Ontology annotation, biological process: P-body assembly; mRNA splicing, via spliceosome.
ACCAAAGAAACCAACUCUCGGCACAAGACGCACGCUUUUUACAACAAUAGCCAUCUACGACAAGUCAUGGCUGAAGUGGAUGAUGGGGCGUCGGCUCCUGUCUCGGAGCCACUCGAUCUUGUGCGCCUCUGUCUCGACGAGAUUGUUUUUGUGAAGCUGCGAGGGGACCGAGAAUUGAAAGGCAGGCUACACGCCUACGAUAGUCACUGCAACCUGGUCUUGGGCGAUGUGGAAGAGACAGUGUACGUGGUGGAAGAGGAUGAGGAUGAAGAAGAGGUCGUGAAGACUAUCCACAAGAAGUCAGAGAUGCUGUUUGUUCGAGGCGAUAGCGUUGUCCUCAUCUCUCCCCAGGCGCCAUCAUAGUCUUGAAAAGCCGCGCGGAAAUCGGA